ACCUUUGGCUGUUAAAAAGAAGAUAAACAAAUAUGUUUUACAAUAAAAGAAGUAGCGAAGGACCUAUCAAUGGCAGCCGCCAGCAUUACCGGGAGGAUGAGAAACAUCUUGUUGUUGUUGUCGCUGCUUCUGCUGAACGUUCAGUAUGUCCAGUCCGCAUCGAAAGGCGUCUCUGCCAGUCUGAAAGCCAAGUGGAGCAUGACGCCUUUCCUCCUGGAGACAAGUGAGUUUAUUGCAGAGGAUGGAAAUGAGAAAUUCUGGGACUUUGUUGACACUGUGAAGGAGUUAACAGUUUACAAAAAUGGAGAGUCUGUGCGCUCCUAUUACAACUUGGUAAUCAAGAAGGCUGGACAGUUUUUGACGGCGCUCCAGGUCAAUCUCCUCAAAUUUGCUCUCUCCUUGAGGUCCUACUCACCAGCUGUUCAUGCAUCCCAACAGAUAGGCAGUGAUGAGUCUCCGCCUGAGGCAUGCCUUGCCUUUGUUUCGGUCCAUGGCCAACAUGGCUGCAGCACAAAGGAUUUGAAGAAGCUCCUGAAGGCAGCUGCAGGCAGGCCAAAACCUUAUCUAUACAAGAAUGAGCACAGAUACCCUGGACUCAAUAAGACAGAUGUCCCAGUUGUGAUCCUUUACGCUGAGAUCGGCACCAAAAAGUUUGGCUCCUUCCACAAGGUGCUGGCUGAGAAGGCUGCGGAGGGCAAGCUCAUCUAUGUGCUGCGUCACUUUGUAGCUGAGCCAAGGCCUCAAAAGAUGCUGUUGUCUGGAUAUGGUGUUGAAUUGGCCAUAAAAAGCACUGAGUACAAAGCUGUGGAUGACACACAAGUAAAAGAUAAAGGAACAGUGAACACUGAUGAGGAUGACAUUGAUGAAGUCCAAGGCUUUCUCUUUGGGAAAUUGAAAAACUCCCACCCAGACCUCCAGGAGCAGCUAGAGGAGCUCCGGAAGCAUCUGUUAGAGAGCACCAAUGACAUGGCUCCUCUCAAAGUGUGGGAGCUUCAAGAUCUAAGCUUCCAGGCAGCGGCCAGGAUCAUGUCUGUACCAACGUUUGAUGCUCUGAAGCUUAUGAGAGACCUCAGUCAGAACUUCCCCAGCAAAGCCAGAUCACUGACAAGAGUGUCUGUGAACCAAGAAAUGAGAAGAGAAAUUGAGGAGAACCAAAAGCGGCUGAGUGAGACCAUGGGGAUCCAUCCGGGAGAUGGAGGCCUGUUCAUCAACGGCCUUCACAUUGAUCUGGACGUCCACAACCCCUUCAGCAUCUUGGACACUAUCAGAGGAGAAGCCAAGAUCCUGGAGGGCCUCCAUAACCUGGGCAUUAAGGAAGAGAACCUAAGCAAGCUACUGAGACUGCCCAUGAACCCAGUGGAAGAAAACUAUGCCUUAGACAUCCGCCAUCCAGCUAUAACGUGGAUUAACGACAUCGAGACAGACUCCAUGUACCGCAGCUGGCCCUCGGGUGUUCAGGAGCUCCUCAGAGCCACGUUCCCCGGAGUGAUCCGCCAGAUACGACGCAACUUUUUCAACCUGGUGCUGUUGCUGGACCCAGUUCAGGAAGAGAGCAUUGAGCUGGUGAAACUGGCAGAGCUCUUCUACAAACACAAGAUUCCUCUCAGGAUCGGAUUUGUGUUUGUCGUCAAUACUGACGACGAAGUCGAUGGAUCUACGGAUGCUGGAGUUGCAUUUUUCCGGCUGCUGAAUUACAUCGCCGACGAGUAUGAUUUAUCACAGGCUCUCAUGUCUAUGGUUUCUAUGUACAACAAAGUGGAGAUCGGCGAGGCAUUGUCUGUUGACACAGUGUCUGCAUAUCUCAAGAAGAAGUUUCCCAAAGCCAGUGCUGCAAGGAUCUUUGGGGAAGAUUCCGAGUAUGAUGACAAAAGAAAGGCAGGGGCAGAAUUCUACAAGAAGAGUGGCUUGGGCCCUCUGCCUCUGGCUCUGUUCAACGGAGUCCCACUCAAUGCUGAGGAGAUGGACCCAGAUGAACUGGAGACUGUCAUCCUACAGCGCAUCAUGGACACCACCAACUUCUUCCAGAGAGCUGUCUACAUGGGCCAGCUGACUGAAGGGACGGAUGUGGUGGACCAUCUGAUGGACCAGGCCAAUAUGGUACCACGCAUCAACCCUCUCAUCCUCAGCACUGACAGGACAUAUCUGGAUCUCACAGCCUCUCCAGUUGUAGAUGACUGGGAUGACGCCACCAUGUUCUCAUACCUGGACUCCAAGGACAAGACUGCUGUCAUUGCAAAGAGAAUGAACUAUUUCACCAAAAAUGAUGAGGAUGGGAUUAAUGGAGUGACUGUGUGGAUCGUUGGGGAUUUUGAAAAGGCCUCAGGGAGAAGACUGCUGCUGAACGCACUGAAACACUUGAGGGCCAGUGCUGGUGUGCGUGUGGGGGUGAUUGAUAAUCCCAGCGGUGGUGUGCCCAGCGAGGACAGCACUGUGCUCUACAGGGCAGUGUGGGCCGCCCUGCUCACCCAGAAGAACAAGGCCGCAGUGGAGUUUGUGCAGAAAAUCCUUAAAGAGGAAACUGUCCAGCUCCUUCAACAAGGAACCAAGAUGAAGAACCUACUGGUGAAGGGCAUGAACGCGGACGCCUUUGAGAAGAAGUUCAACACCAUGGAGGUGGAUUUCAUCCGCAGUCAGCAGCUGUUCUGCAGAGAUGUCCUGAAGCUGCACACUGGACAAAGGGCCGUGGUCAGCAACGGCAGGAUCCUGGGGCCAUUUGAAGACGAGGAGGAAUUCAACGUGGAGGAUUUCCAUUUGUUAGAGAAGAUUACGCUGAGCACCACAGCCGAGAAAGUCAAAGCUAGAAUCAAGCAGAUGGGAAUCAAGGGAAAGCAAGCCAGCGAUCUAGUCAUGAAAGUGGACGCCCUCCUCGCCGCUGCCCCCAAAGGAGAGGGCAGGAGAGACUUCCGCUUCGUCAAAGACGAGCACAGCGUGCUCCAUUUCGCCCCUCGGGAAGACGAGGUGUUCUACGACGUGGUGGCCAUCGUGGACCCCGUGACCCGGGACGCCCAGAAGAUGUCACCGCUGUUGAUUGUGCUCAGUCAAGUGGUCAAUGUGAAACUGCAGGUGUUUAUGAACUGCCGGGCCAAGCUGUCCGAUAUGCCCCUCAAGAGCUUCUACCGUUUUGUGUUGGAGUCGGAUGUGUCUUUCCUGGCCAAUGAAACAGUGUCUGCGGGACCAGUGGCUCACUUCUUGGAGCUCCCUGACUCGCCCCUCCUCACCCUCAACAUGAUCACCCCAGAGAGCUGGAUGGUGGAGGCUGUCAGGAGCCCCUAUGAUCUGGACAACAUCCACCUACAGGAGAUGAAAGGUGUAGUGACUGCAGAGUACGAGCUGGAGCACCUGCUGCUGGAGGGCCACUGCUUUGACCUGUCUACGGGCCAGCCCCCCCGCGGCCUGCAGUUCACCCUGGGCAUGAGCCAGGACCCCCUCAUGCAGGACACCAUUGUCAUGGCCAACCUGGGAUACUUCCAGUUGAAAGCCAAUCCUGGAGCCUGGAUCUUGAAGCUACGGGAGGGGAGGUCAGAGGAUAUCUAUCAAAUUCUAGCGCAUGAUGGGACUGAUUCUCCCACUGAUUCUCCCGCUGAUUCUGGUGACGUUAAAGUUGUGCUGAACAGCUUCCAUAGCAAGAUCAUCAAAGUCAGGGUUCAGAAAAAGUCUGACAGAAUCAGCGAGGACCUCCUAAGUGAAGCCACAGAGAAUAAGGGAAUAUGGGACUCCAUCGCCAGCAGGAGAGAUGGUGCCCUCGGAGCCAGGCUGAGAUAUUACUCUGUAAAAUCUAUUGCCAAAAAAAUGUGCUACUGUAGACCUAGCAUCGCAGGUGGUGGGUCCAGUUCAGAGGACGGAGAGAAGAACAGGGAAGAUGUGCUCAACAUCUUCUCUGUGGCCUCGGGCCAUCUAUAUGAGCGCUUCCUGAGAAUAAUGAUGCUGUCCGUCCUCCAGCACACCAAAACCCCUGUGAAGUUUUGGUUCCUCAAGAAUUACCUCUCUCCGUCCUUCAAGGAGUCCAUACCUUACAUGGCUGAGGCCUAUGGUUUCCAGUAUGAGCUGGUCCAGUACAAAUGGCCCCGCUGGCUUCACCAGCAGACUGAGAAACAGAGGAUCAUCUGGGGUUACAAGAUCCUCUUCCUGGAUGUCCUCUUCCCCCUGGCUGUGGACAAAAUCAUCUUUGUGGACGCUGACCAGAUUGUUAGGGCCGAUCUGAAGGAGCUGAGGGAUUUGAACCUGGAGGGCGCCCCCUAUGGGUACACUCCCUUCUGUGACAGUCGGAAGGAGAUGGAGGGCUACCGCUUCUGGAAGACUGGCUACUGGGCCUCACAUCUGGGGAACAGGAGAUACCACAUUAGUGCUCUGUAUGUGGUGGAUCUGAAGAAGUUCCGCAAGAUAGCAGCAGGAGACCGACUGCGUGGCCAGUACCAAGCCCUGAGCCAGGAUCCCAACAGUCUGUCCAACCUGGACCAGGACCUGCCCAACAACAUGAUCCACCAGGUGGCCAUCAAGUCCCUGCCCCAGGAGUGGCUUUGGUGUGAGACUUGGUGUGACAGCGCAUCCAAGACCACCGCCAAGACCAUUGACCUGUGUAAUAACCCCAAGACCAAGGAGCCCAAGCUGUCGGCGGCCGUGAGGAUUGUGCCUGAGUGGGUGGAGUACGACAACAAGAUCAAACAGUUACUGAGAGACGUCCAGGAGCAGAAAGACAAUGACCGAGCAACGCAGACGCAGAGCCCGAUGCCUGAACCCUCCUCCUCACCAGAGAAGACGGGCAGCGAGCGUGAUGAACUCUAGCACCUGCCCACAGUGCUGAAGAGGAGAGAGGCAUAUUUGCACCUAAUUCUCCGAUGAAGCUUGAAGACUACAAAGAUGAUGUACAUUUCCCACAAACGUACAUAGCCAAGAAGUAUUACGCCCUCCCUUGGAAAAGACAGAGGGACACGAGAAAAUCUUUUUAUUUUUUUUACGAAGGAAAUCAUUUGACGUAACCCUUUCUUAUGGUUUAAUAUAAACUUUAUGGACAGUAGUUUGCUUCAUGGUCUUCUCUUAUGUAAAGAAGUAUAAAGGGUUAAGAGGUCACUGUUGGUGAAAGCCAUUUGUAGUCUGUAAAAGACAUUUGAAAUGAUUGCACUGAUACUGUAUGCAAAGAAUCAAAUGAAUACGGCUCAUUCAUAAGCGGACUUUGGGUUCUCUGUGCUCUGUUAAGAUCAGCUUACAUUAGAAUUUUUAUGACAACAUUCUUAGCAUUUUCGAGCACCAAGCCACAUCUAAAUUGCCUGGCAAUGUAGGCUGGUAAUGGGCCUUUUAGUUUGUUAUUGAUUGGUGUGAUAUUGCCAUUGACUUAAAUGCCCAUCAGCGCUUGGAGACAAUGUUACAUUUUGAUAAUUGAUUUCUUGCACUACUUGCAAACAAUUGCAAUGGGGGCUCACAUGGCUCAUAUCUGUACAUUAAUGUUCUCUUCUGUAUAGGGGAUGUAAUCAACACUACACACACUGUGGUCCGAGAGUCCCACAAUGCCGUCUGUCUGAAUGAUUGCUUCACCAACCAUUUCAAAUCUCUGCCAAGUGAUGCAACACUACAAACGCUUUGUUGCCAGAUAGGGAACUCCUUUUCCUGUGAUCACUGGGAGGACAAUGAUCUCAGCAUUUCACUAUCCAUUUGCAAAUAUACGUACGUCACAGUAAGGUACAAUCUCAAACUAUUAAGUUAUCAUUAUUUACAUACCUUGUUUGUUGGUUAAAGUAUGUUGCAUUUUUCAAUACCUUGAAAUGUACAGCAAAUCUUCUCAGGAAUGAAAUAGGUGUUGAUGCAUUAUCAAAACUCCUUUUAUACCUGUCACUGUCUUGUCUUAACAGCCAAUAGCUUGCUCUUAAAAAGUUCAGCUUUUCACCUCACUGUGUGUCAAAUGAAGGUGUUUCUUGUCUUUGUCAAUUUCAGGUGUGAGGAAUAAAAUGUCUUUGCUACCAAAACCUCA
Messenger RNA from Salmo salar (Atlantic salmon), 5962 nucleotides. RefSeq names its product UDP-glucose glycoprotein glucosyltransferase 2 (gene uggt2). The record is from RefSeq and is a predicted model, not a curated record. Gene Ontology annotation, cellular component: endoplasmic reticulum. Lineage: Eukaryota; Metazoa; Chordata; Actinopteri; Salmoniformes; Salmonidae. Gene Ontology annotation, biological process: ERAD pathway. Gene Ontology annotation, molecular function: UDP-glucose:glycoprotein glucosyltransferase activity.